AUGAGUUUAGAUGAAGUCAAGAUAGCCACCAUCGCAGACAAGACCAUUUCUAAGACCAUAGAAUUGUCGCUCAGGGCACGUGCAGUCAACAUUGCGCAUGAGGGACAUCAGGGCGUAAGUCGUACAAAGGCAUUCUUGCGUUCAAAGACUUGGUUUCCUGGCCUGGACGUUGCAGUAGAGAAUGCUCUUAAACACUGUCUAGCGUGUCAAAGUAUAACAGACAGGCAGAUUCACUUUGAACCUCUACAAAUGUCAGACAUGCCGUCUGGCCCUUGGGAGAACCUCAGCGCCGAUUUUUGUGGCCCACUUCCCACGGGUGAAUAUUUGUUCGUAGUGAUUGACGAAUACUCACGAUUUCCUGUUGUUGAAAUUAUGAAGUCAACUUCCGCUAGUGCAACCAUUCCUGUAUUGGACAAAUUGAUCUCUACGUUGGGCAUACCAAAGGUCAUAAAAACCGAUAACGGAAGUCCAUUUAACUCUCAUGCCUUUAAGGAGUUUGCCGAGAACAUUGGUUUCCAUCAUCGACGCAUCACUCCAAGAUGGCCGAAAGCUAAUUCCCAGGCUGAAUCGUUCAAUAAGCCAAUAAUAUAA
Molecule: messenger RNA, 591 nt
Organism: Saccostrea cuccullata (small rock oyster)
Lineage: Eukaryota; Metazoa; Mollusca; Bivalvia; Ostreida; Ostreidae
Exons: 2
Coding region: 1-591 (196 amino acids)
Biological process (GO): DNA integration
Molecular function (GO): nucleic acid binding
Source: RefSeq, a predicted model, not a curated record